Perkinsus marinus ATCC 50983 is the source of this 180-nucleotide messenger RNA. RefSeq lists its product as hypothetical. Bases 1 to 180 code for a protein of 59 amino acids. The transcript has a single exon. Lineage: Eukaryota; Perkinsozoa; Perkinsida; Perkinsidae. The record is from RefSeq and is a predicted model, not a curated record.
AUGAGCGGUCGGUUUGAAGACCAUUAUAAGAAGUAUACCACCGUUGAAGAUCGGAAAAGGGUUCAGAACAAUCGUGUGGCGGGCAUAAGCGACUUCCUUGCUUGGGCUAAGGACGCAAAAGAAGUGGAUGUCGAUACAGCGACUGGUGAGCUUCAGGCUGGUCGAUUGUAUUACCUCUGA